CUCACCACCACACACACCCUCCCACUUGAUACCUACUGCGCUAUGUUGACGAACACGAGAGCCUUUGACAACACCCAUAUCACAGCUCUCACUGAUCUAAUCAACAACGCCGUCAACGAUGUUAUCAUCGAAUACGCUGCAGUCGGACACGCCGUACCAUCUCUCGACACACUCGAACCAGGUCCUUUCCAGCACCUCAAAGACACACCUGGGCGAAUGACUAGAGCUAUUCAGAUCAUCGAAGCAGCCUGUGCACAACUUUGCUCUAGCAUUGCUCCUCCGGGCUCCAUCAUGAUCAAUAAAUCAUUGGAGCACAAUGAACCUGCCUGCUUGCUUGUUGUAACUGAGGCUAAAAUUGCAGACUUUUUACUCGACAAACCAGGAGGGCUACCAGCAUCAGAAUUAGCCUCAUACACAGGCCUUGAUGCAAUGAAAUUAACACGUAUCUUGCGCUUUCUGGCAACAAACCACUGUUUCAAAGAAGUCACUCCUGGGGUUUUUGCCAAUAAUCGACUGAGUAUGAAACUUUUAUCAUCAGACCCAGUGUCAUCUCUUGUGUGCAUGUUCUCAGAUGAAUGUCUUAAAAGUUCUGCAUACCUUAAUGAAACCCUGACUGAUCCUUCCGAGAUGGAUGAAGGGAUUGCAUUCAGGCGUGCUACGGGAUAUUCUUUCUUUGAAUAUCACCAAAUGCCACAAGGGCUCAGGAAAGGCAAUCGCUUUGCAAAAGGCAUGCCUGGCUAUAAUGAUGUUAGUGGAAAAAGUCUCAUGGUUAAAGCCUAUCCAUGGACAUCUCAGCCGCCAGACAUCACAAUAUGCGAUGUUGGAGGAGGCUAUGGGGAUAUUAUUCUGGAUCUUAUGAAGGCACAUCCUCAUUUUAAACUGGUGCUUCAAGAUCAACCACAAAUCAUUGACAUGGCUCGCAAGUUCUGGGAAGAAGAAUAUCCAGAAGCAAUACAGAUUCGGGUACAGCUUGUUCCUUUUGAUUUUUUCAAGGAUACUGCUGUUCAAGGAUGUGAUUUCUACUAUCUUUGUUCUGUCCUACAUGAUUGGCCUGAUACGGGAUGUGUACUCAUCCUGAAGAAUGUACGAAAGGCUAUGAAACCAGGCAGCCGAGUUAUCAUCCAUGACACCGUUCUCCGCAAGGCUGUCCGCAUUCCGAAUCAAUCUGAACCCAAAAUUCCAUUGGAUGGGGACACUGCUACUCAACAAAGUCUUCAGCUUGACGUAGCACCUGAGCCACUCCUACCAAACUAUGGUGUGGGCUGCAUCAGAAAAUAUAAAGUUGAUAUCACAAUGUUGGCAUUGAUGGAUGCUAAGGCACGGACACUAUCAGAAUAUAUUGAACUAGGUGACAAGAGCAGCCUCCGAUUCGAGAAGUUGUAUAAAGCUGGAGAAACAGAUAUGAUGGAAUUUACUCCAGUCUGAGCGGUGCAAGCUUUGCGAGCCACCGUGGCGUAGGCACGGGUUCUAACGCUUGUCACGAUUAUUUCUUCUCGCCUCCACUUGAUUACUCCAUAAAUAAUUUACGUAAAUUUGCUUUUAUUUAGCUUUUCUCAAAA
This is a messenger RNA of Lentinula edodes (shiitake mushroom), 1559 nucleotides long. RefSeq names its product S-adenosyl-L-methionine-dependent methyltransferase. The coding region runs from base 43 to 1425 and encodes 460 amino acids. The transcript is spliced from 13 exons. Gene Ontology annotation, molecular function: O-methyltransferase activity. The record is from RefSeq and is a predicted model, not a curated record. Lineage: Eukaryota; Fungi; Basidiomycota; Agaricomycetes; Agaricales; Omphalotaceae.